Messenger RNA from Carlito syrichta (Philippine tarsier), 817 nucleotides. RefSeq names its product patatin like phospholipase domain containing 4 (gene PNPLA4). Lineage: Eukaryota; Metazoa; Chordata; Mammalia; Primates; Tarsiidae. The transcript has 7 exons. Gene Ontology annotation, molecular function: triacylglycerol lipase activity; retinyl-palmitate esterase activity. The coding region runs from base 5 to 790 and encodes 261 amino acids. Gene Ontology annotation, biological process: lipid homeostasis; triglyceride catabolic process. Gene Ontology annotation, cellular component: cytoplasm; membrane; lipid droplet. The record is from RefSeq and is a predicted model, not a curated record.
GGUGAUGAAAACUCAGCAGGCUCACAGAAUGAAGCACAUCAACUUGUCAUUUGCAGCGUGUGGAUUUCUGGGCAUUUACCACUUGGGGGCAGCAUCUGCACUGUGCAGACAUGGCAACAAGCUUCUGAAGGAUGUCAAGGCCUUUGCUGGAGCUUCUGCGGGAUCUUUGGUUGCUUCUGUCCUGUUAACAGCACCAGAAAAAAUAGAGGAAUGCAACCAAUUUACAUACAAGUUUGCUGAAGAAAUCAGAAGACAGUCUUUUGGGGCAGUGACGCCUGGUUAUGACUUCAUGGCCCGACUGAGAAGUGGUAUGGAGUCAAUUCUUCCUUCCAACGCUCACAGCCUGGCCCAGAAUCGACUGCAUGUAUCCAUCACCAACACUAAAACCAGAGAAAAUUACUUAGUCUCCAAUUUUUCCUCCAGGGAAGACCUCAUUAAGGUUCUCUUAGCUAGCAGUUUUGUGCCCAUUUAUGCAGGACUGAAACCAGUGGAAUACAAAGGGCAGAAGUGGGUGGAUGGGGGCCUCACCAAUAGCCUUCCCAUCCUGCCUGUUGGCCGGACAGUGACCAUCUCCCCCUUCAGCGGACGACUGGACAUCUCCCCACAGGAGAAAGGGCAGCUGGAUCUGUAUGUUAAUAUUGCCAAACAGGAUAUAAUGUUGUCUCUGGCAAACCUGGUGAGGCUUAACCAAGCCCUUUUUCCCCCAAGCAAGAGAAAAAUGGAAUCCCUGUAUCAAUGUGGUUUUGAUGACACUAUUAAGUUUUUACGUAAAGAAAAUUGGUUUGAGUAAAAUGCUUACAAGUUUAUAAUGCAAAAA